Molecule: messenger RNA, 714 nt
Organism: Nestor notabilis (Kea)
Lineage: Eukaryota; Metazoa; Chordata; Aves; Psittaciformes; Psittacidae
Gene: TSPAN1
Product: tetraspanin 1
Exons: 7
Coding region: 1-714 (237 amino acids)
Cellular component (GO): membrane
Source: RefSeq, a predicted model, not a curated record
AUGGGGUGCUUCACCUUUAUCAAGGUCAUGAUGAUCCUCUUCAACUUGGUCAUAUUCCUCAGUGGUGGGACCCUCCUGGGAGUUGGCAUCUGGGUCACAGUGGAUGGACAGUCGUUCCUGGAUAUAUUUGGGGCAAUCUCCUCCAGCAUCCUGCAGGUUGUGAAUGUGAGCUACUUCCUCAUUGCCAUCGGUGCCAUCCUGCUGGUGAUCGGCUUCCUCGGGUGCUAUGGCGCACAGAAGGAGAGCAAAUGCCUCCUGAUAAUGUUCUUUGCGGUGGUGCUGAUCAUCUUCAUUGCUGAAGUUGCUGCUGCCGUAGUGGCUCUGGUCUACACAAGUGUUGCAGGGUCGCUGCUGACGGCUGUGGUGACCCCUCUCCUGAAGGAUAAGUACGGGGUGGAUAACAGCUUCACACAUAUUUGGAAUGUCACCAUGACGGAGGUCCAUUGCUGUGGCCUGAAUAACUACACAGACUUCAACGACUCUGUCUGGUAUAAGAACCAUGGAACCUACCCGGAGCCCUGCUGCAAUAACACACAGCCCUGCACCUACGCGGCUGCCGCAGAAAGCAAAGUCACGGGUUGUUUCGACCAGAUCUUGACAGAAAUCAGGACCCAUGCAGGUGUGGUGGGUGGCGUGGCAGCUGGCAUCGCUGCCUUGGAGAUUGCAGCCAUGGUGGUUUCCAUGUACCUGUACUGCCACCUGGACCAGAAAUGA